AUGGCAGUGACAGACCCCAAAACUGUACAGGACCUAAACCCUGUGGUUCGUACAUUUCUCCAGAAGAUGCAGGACAAAUUCCAGACCAUGUCAUAUAAGAUAAUUGGCCAAAUUGAUGAUAUGAGCAGUUGCAUUGAUGAUCUGGAGAAAAACGUCGCUGACCUUAUGACACAAGCAGGGGUAGAAGAAAUAGAAGGGGAAAACAAAAUACCAAUUACAUGUAAUAGUUUAAGAUUUUGUUAA
Molecule: messenger RNA, 243 nt
Organism: Gracilinanus agilis (Agile Gracile Mouse Opossum)
Lineage: Eukaryota; Metazoa; Chordata; Mammalia; Didelphimorphia; Didelphidae
Product: heat shock factor-binding protein 1-like
Exons: 1
Coding region: 1-243 (80 amino acids)
Biological process (GO): cellular heat acclimation
Cellular component (GO): cytosol; nucleus
Molecular function (GO): transcription corepressor activity
Source: RefSeq, a predicted model, not a curated record